Molecule: messenger RNA, 585 nt
Organism: Notechis scutatus (mainland tiger snake)
Lineage: Eukaryota; Metazoa; Chordata; Lepidosauria; Squamata; Elapidae
Product: mas-related G protein-coupled receptor member H-like
Biological process (GO): G protein-coupled receptor signaling pathway
Cellular component (GO): plasma membrane
Molecular function (GO): G protein-coupled receptor activity
Source: RefSeq, a predicted model, not a curated record
AUGUAUAUCAAUGGUCUGUUACUUCUGGUAGCCAUCAGCAUUGACCGGUGUGUGGCUGUCCUCUUCCCAAUCUGGCAUCGCUGUUCCCGGCCAAAACAUUUGUCCCCUGCUGUCUGUGCUUUUAUCUGGAUCUGCUCUUUCCUCCUGGGUGGAAUUCCAAACAUUGUGGAAUAUGUAUUGGAAUCUAAUGCCAACUUGUACCCCCAUUUGCUGAUGACUACUGAGAUUUGUAUUCCAUUGAUCACAACCUCUACUGUGAUUCUUUUAGUCAAAAUAGUUCUUAAACCUAAGCAGAACAAACGGGGAAGACUUUUAGUAAUGACCUUAAUUACUCUUCUCUGUUUUCUUAUUUUAACUGUUCCAUUAGAUAUCUACCUUUUCAUUAUUAAUGUUCUUGACAAGAAUUAUUUUUCACAAUUUCCUCUAUUGGACAAAUAUUUUGAACUGGGUGCUUGCCUAAACAGCAGCAUUAACCAAGUGAUCUAUUUUCUGGUUGGGAGAAAAAAACAAACUCGGUCCAGGGAAAGCAUCAAGACCAUUUUUCAAAGAGUCUUCAGGGAAGAUGAAGUUUCUGAAGCCAGAUAG